Messenger RNA from Ruditapes philippinarum (Manila clam), 3341 nucleotides. RefSeq names its product TLC domain-containing protein 2-like. The transcript has 4 exons. The coding region runs from base 84 to 893 and encodes 269 amino acids. The record is from RefSeq and is a predicted model, not a curated record. Gene Ontology annotation, cellular component: plasma membrane. NCBI's taxonomy places the organism in Eukaryota, Metazoa, Mollusca, Bivalvia, Venerida, Veneridae. Gene Ontology annotation, biological process: phospholipid homeostasis; plasma membrane organization; regulation of membrane lipid distribution.
AUGAGCGAUUUCGUCACGUGACGCAUCGAUGAGACAUCGCCAGGAUUCCCCGGAAGCAAUAUUUUUAGAAAUUUAUAGUGAAAAUGACAGAAAAAGAAUUUAUUUUCGAUCCACACAAUAAAGUGGAACGCAGUUAUGGAUAUUGUAUGUUCUUUGUUAGUAUAAUAUCAUUUAUACUCACCAAUAUAGUGGUCACCAAAAUUGGACCUCCCAAAAACGUGAAAGGAGACCCGUGGAGAUGGAACAAUUUAUUCAUUUCUUGGAUACAUGCAGCCAUUUGUGGCACAUGGGAUAUACUUUGUUUAUAUUUUUAUCCAGAGAUGUUGGAUGAUCUAGUUCACCAUAUUAAUUACUUCACAUAUCUAAUGAUUGCCUUCUCAACAGGUUACUUUGUGUAUGAUUUCCUAGAUCUGAUGUACAAUGGCAAGCUGAUAGCUAAUUGGGAAGUCACACUUCAUCAUAUAGCAGUAACUUCCAUGUUCUGGUACAACCUGCAUGAGGAGAUGUGUAUAGGUUACAAUGUAGUUGCCAUCAUGGCCGAAAUUAACAGUUUCUUCCUACAUUCCCGCAAGCUUCUACAUUUAUUACAGUACAAAUUUGACAACAAAUUUUAUCGUUUAGUCUGUAUGUUGAACUUGGUGACAUUUUUCGUCUGCCGCGGCUGGUCGCUGUGUCGGAUCUCGUACGGAAUGUACACAGAAUCUCACCGGGUGCCACCAGUCUACUUCCGGUUUUUGUGUUUUUCUAUUUUUGUGAUGAACUCGAUAAAUCCUGUGUUGUUCUGGAGACUUUUAAGAAAUGAUGUGUUAAGAAGACCGUCAACACCGAAGAAAUCAAAGCAGCCAGUUAUAAAUGGAAACAAUAAUCAAAAUGCUCAUUUAAAAUCAAAUUAAUGUUAUAGUACCUAUUGCUGUUUAAUUAAUGGACACUUCUAGUUUUAGAAUUUGCUAUGAAAUAAACUGUUUAACAAAGGUUGCAUUUUAAUAUUUGUAUACAUAUGUACACCGAAAGAUACAAGAAUCAAAUAACUUUAUAUUACAUAUUAUAGCUUGACACUUGGUCAGUAUAUAUUGUUACUGUACUUUUAGAACGUUUGUCUUGAAUGAAAUGUGAAUUUGUGCAUCAUUAUUUUCAAAAUUUUAGAAUAACAGUUUUAUUAAAACAUUUUCACUAAGUCACUAUGAUGGUUUUGAAUAUGAAUAUGAACAUUCAAGUUGUACAUAUGUACUUGGUACUGAAUUGCAAUCUUUCUGUUGUCUAGUUGCUUUUUAGCUAGCAUUAUAAGGGAGACAAUUACAAUUUAGUUUCAUAACCAGUUAUUGUCUCCCCUUAGUGUAUAAGGUACAUGUAUAUACAUAGUUGUUUAAAUAGUGAAUCACAGUGAUUGAAUUCAUAAAGGUUUUGUUUUGGCAUUAUGUUUUAAGAAAAAUGAUAAAUCAUUGUGUUUUACUGAUUAUGAUACAGUUAUCAUAAAAGCUCACAAUAUGAAAAGGUUAUAACAGACUGGGGUAUAAAAGAAAAGUACGGUAAAAGAUUUUGAAUCAUUAUUUUUGCAAACAUAUCCUAUAAUUCUUGAAACGUGAAAGAGUUAUAUGUCCUUGCAUAAUUCAAAAAGUUAAGUAUAUUUUGAUUUGCAUAAUUCAAAAAGUUAAGUAUAUUUUGAUUAUGUCGUGGCAGUCUGUCUCCCUAUCGACAACAUUAACUGUGGCCUGUAGCAGUCGUCAUAUUUAAAAAAAGUAUAUCUCUUAACCAGGGCUUGAUUUAAAUGGAUUGAAAUUUUACCUUGGGAGACUGACAUUAAAGGUCAAAUUUUCCAGAUUGUAUUUUAGUUAAAUCCUGUCAUGAAAUGUUUAUUUCCUGUGCUUUUAUUCUUUGCUUUCUAAUUUCAUUAAUUUAUAUUCUCUUGAUUAUUAUAGUUAGCUAUAUUUAGCUGUGUGAUAUAUCAACAUUGUAAAAUCAUUUACUGUACACAAAAAGUUGUAUUUUAUCUAGAAAUAAUGAUGUUAUAAUUCACUUAUGUCAUUGGUAAUAACCUUUGAACCUUUGGUCUUUGUUUUCUAUAAUAUUUACCAUGACAUAAUGUGUGAACCAUGUGACUAGUUCGGUACUAAUUGAUGACUAAGAUUGAUAUAUGACAGUUAUAAUGUUAUGAUACUCUAUAGAUAGGCAAAAUCACUUGGUUGUGACUGUAAAAAAUAUGACUACAAAUUGUGUUACAUGUAAUUAGAAUUCUAGCAAUUCUUGCCUGUAAAAAAUGAACUUUAAAUUAUUUUUGCAUUCAGUUUUUUUCCCCUUCUUGAUUUAGGUCUCCAAAAAUUCUAAUAUUCUUCAAAAUUUUGUAAAUAAUUUUUGAAAAUUAUAAGUUUUACAUUUGUAGAAUCUCAAUAUUUGCAAUUUUAACAUAAUCAUGCAAUUAAACAUUUUCCAAAAUGGGUUUUACAUAGACCAUUUCCUAAAAGGAUUAAGUAAAAAUACUGGUAUCUGUUAGUAUUUCAUAAAGAUAAGAAUUAACAUUUUAUAUUUAGAUUAGAUUAAGUUAUUUCAACCAUUUUUCAUUCUGUAUAAAUAUUUCAUCCUUCCUCAGUAGUUGUGAAAGUUAGCAGUUUUCAAACUUUGUAAAUUUGGCAUCGUUCAACCUGGCAUCAUACAUUUAUAACAAUGUGUAUAAAUUUGUCGUUCAUAAAACAGUGUAUAAUUUUCAUCUUGGGACAACAUUGCUUUUUUUAGCAUUCAUUUCUAUAUUUAGGAUUCUGUGGCAGUCUGUGUUUACGGUACUUAAUUAGGUAUUUUCCAGCAAUAUUUGUAUAUAUGGCACUUUUUGAAGACAAUUUUUGUAAAUUUGGUAUCCAUUGACCUUCUGAAUUUUGGCAUUAAUUUUUUAACUUGUGUUUAUUUUGCUCUAGUUUCAACUAAAAGUGUAAAUUUGUCAUUGUAUCAUAACCUAUGACUGACAUUCUUUUUACAUUUAGCAUAAAUUCUUGUAAUGCCUCAAAAGGAUUGUUAAACAUUUAUAGUAGUGGUGCAUUACAUAAAUUAUCAAUAGUGUUGACACAUGAUAAGUCAAUGAUAAAUGUGGCAGAAUUGAUGUGAUGUCAUUUAUGUAACUUGCAUACAUGUACAUUAAUUGGCUUAACUGAUUUAUGAUGAAAAAAGGUACUUGUAAGCUAUAAGGAGUGUGAAUAGUACUUAGACAUCUGUUUUGUAUAGUGUGACAAAGUAAAUCUAACAAUAUUAUUGUUUUUAGCUCAACUUUUCAAAGAAUAUGGAGAGUUAUUGUACUCACUCUGGCAUCAGUGUCAUACUUUGGUUAAGUUUUUGCAUUCAAGUUGGUAUCUUCUACC